Messenger RNA from Thermothelomyces thermophilus ATCC 42464, 711 nucleotides. RefSeq lists its product as uncharacterized. The transcript has a single exon. NCBI's taxonomy places the organism in Eukaryota, Fungi, Ascomycota, Sordariomycetes, Sordariales, Chaetomiaceae. The record is from RefSeq and is a predicted model, not a curated record. Bases 282 to 539 code for a protein of 85 amino acids.
CUUGACGGAUCGAAAAGGGUCACCUUAGGUGCCGUAGUGUAGGGGUUCUUGACCCUUGGGCUCGCCGCUCCCUCGCCGCAGCAGCCGAGAAAUGUGCUCUCAUCUCACCGGCUCUCUCUUUGGCUCUCUCUUUUCUUCCCUUCCUUCCGCCCUCCAUCUCUAAUAUCGGAAGAGCCUCCUCGAAGACCGACAUACAUGCCGCGCGAGCCCUUCUGGGAGGCAAGAGAGCGAGGCGAACGACGAGAAGGGCACGAGGACGACCCGCAGGGUGACCGCCCGGCAUGGCGGGAUCCGAGACAGCGCCGGCGUUCGACCCGGACGGUGACAGAGCGCACCUGGUGUACAUUCCCGCGGCCGUCUUCUUCGUCAUCUGCCCCGUCUUGAUGGGCCUGCGAAUAUGGGCUCGCCUGGGAACCGGAGGAAAGCUGGGUGCCGACGACUGGACCGCCAUCGUCGCCCUCGUGAGUGGCACCGUCCCCCGGAAUCACGCCCUGUCGAUCCUGAAGCCACAAUCGACGGUUCGAGGUUCGAGUUGCUGACCGACGAGCGACAGAUCUUCGCGCUUCUGACCAGUGGUUUCCUCGUAGGGUGUAAGAGAACCUUUUGUCAUCUUUUACUUCUUUCCUCCCAUCUCCACCUCUCUACUCCUAUCCCUCUCUGAUCUAUCUUUUUUUCUCUCUUGCUCUCCCCGUUUUUUUUUCGCAAUUUUUU